AUGUCCACUACCUUGUAUGGCUGGGGAUCUUGCGUUGAGGGUCAAUUAGGCCCAAUUUCAUCGGACGACUCUGUUACACAGGUCUUUCAACCUUCUGUCGUUGACUGGCCUCCUACUGGGGUUGGUAAGAAGGUGAUUAAAAUGGCCUGCGGUUAUCAGCACACAUUGGCGCUGGAUGCAGACGGUCUCGUCUAUAGUUGUGGCUCCAACGAAUUUGGCCAGUUGGGCCACCUCAAAAGCCCUGGAAAAUUCUGCAGGGUUUCAGGCAUCCAAGAGCAGGCUAGAGAUAUUGCCGCGGGAGCCUAUCACAGUGCAGCCAUUACGACGUCGGGCCGUGUCUACAUGUGGGGCUGCAACACGAAUCAUCAGUUGGGUCGCGACAAUGUCGACGAAACUGGCGUUUUGUUGCUCGAUUUCAACCACGGGCCAAUCGUUCAGAUAAGUCUUGGCCUUGAGCACACAAUUGCGCUGACAGAAUCAUCGGAGAUAUUCGCGUGGGGUUCAAACUCUCAUGGUCAACUGGGCCUAGGUUAUUGUUCGCAAAAACCGAUGGCUACACCUCAAAUCAUAGAAUGUCUAUCCGGUCUGCCUGUGCGUCAGCUGGCUGCCGGAGCUAACCACAACAUUAUCGUCACCCCUAGUGGGUCCGUCUACACUUGGGGCUCUAACUCGCGAGGUCAGUUGGGCCUGGGAGUGAAGGCGACGGGGACACACGAAAAGUGUGGGGAGAAUUCUUCUUAUUGUCAAACGGACGAGCCAACUCCCCAACUAAUGAAGAGCAUGAAGCGGCAGGGUGUGACAUUUGCUGCCUGUGGCGAGGACCAUUCUGCUCUUUUGACGAAAGAUGGGGGCGUCUUUACAUUUGGUGGGGGAAGAUUUGGUCAGCUGGGUAAUGGCGGGUCGACCUUAAGUGUAGCUCAGCCGCAGCGCGUCAUGGAGUUGAUGGGCGAGACGUGUUUGCAGUUGUGGUGUGGCCGACGUCACACGGUGGUCCUCGUAGCCAACGCCAACUCCCGCCCUCGAAUCCUUGCUUUUGGUUCUGGAGUUGACGGCCAAUUGGGACUGUCUAAUCGUGACAGGGCCCUCAUACCGCUCACUGUCAAAGGUCCUUGGUCCUCUCAAGAGUCUUCGUCGUCGCCGGCAGAAGCCCCCCUUGUUAUUUGUGUGUUCGCCGGCGGAGACCACUGUUUUGCCAUCACGCACUCGUCUGGGGUGAGUAUUCUUCCAGGCAUAAAUUACAUCACCGAAAUGGUUGCUUCAGCUGACGGCGUUACCAUGGCGCCAUCUUUUCCCACAAUCGCCGAGGUUGCCAACUCGGAGCUGGAAGCCCAACCUUACCGCCCCCCUCAUCCUCCCCAUCACAUCAUCAUCAUCAUCAUCCACGUUUUGGCUUUCAACAACUGGCAUAAGCCUCAACACCUCCCAAGCGGCGAAUUUUGUUGUCGCUUCUGGUACCCCCUACCUCGGUGCGGUCUUGCAUGCCCUCCUCCACUGGAUUUCCGAAGAUGGCUCUCUUGCAACCUGGGAAGCAUUUGUACCUUCUCGGAACCUCUCCUGAGGCGUUACGAAGCCGGCUUAUCCCCUCAUCCUCGUCUGCCUUGUCGUCGACGCAGCAGAAAGUUUUCGUCCGCCGACUAUUCCGGCGAUAUAAGUGAAGCCACCUAUUGUCUCGAGGCCUAUUCUCCGCAAACAGCCUUUAGACGACUUGAAUCUGCUUUCGGCUCAAUCGGCUGCCUUGCCUCAAGCCUGCUGGUCGACUGCGAAGGUCGAAGUCAUUAUUACAUCAGUCGUGCAGACCACGGCAUGGACUUGGAUGCGGCCCACGAGCUCCAGGAGGAGCUCUUCCUUCUCACGCCACCCGACGAGGCCAGACGUCUGAUCCGCUCUCUCAUAGAGGUUAUUUCACCGCCGCGUCACAACUUCCCUGAUCUAGAGUGUCUGCGGGCCUUUGUUUUUCUGUCUGUUUCUCCUCUUCUCGAGACGCCGAGCACCGAUGGGCCAGAGAAGAUGGAUGCCUCAUCGACAUCGGUGAUCUUCGAGAAUGAGGAACCAGUUGACUGGUACCCCACCGUUCUAGCUGGUUUUGCACCCGGAUUCGUCCUUGGUUUCUUUUGCCUGGCGAUAAACCGGCUCGAUGCGGUGCCAUCUUCUGUCAUAGAAACCUUCGAUGUGACCAAGUUUGUUGAUUGGCUUCACCAGCGCUACUCUCGCGAAAAAACCAUCAAUUCCUACACCGGCCAGUCAGUUCCUCCUCGGAGAUUUCGGUUCUGGCGUUCGAAGUCUGUACCCCCCAAGCCACAACAAAACCAGGACUUCUCUAUCUUCGAUUACCCCUUCAUUUUCGAUAUGGUUUGCAAAGCGCAAAUGCUGGCAAUCGAAGCGAAGCUCAGUCAACACCUGGCGAUGCAGAAGGCGUCGAACGACAUCCUUGGUCCGCAGCUGACUCGCCUUUUCGGGGGAAUCGUUCAGCCUUACCUAUUUAUUGAAGUCUCCCGAUGUAAUCUCAUUGCCGACACAUUGGACCACCUCGCGAACUACUCUCCCGCCGAGUUGAAACGCCCACUUAAGGCAGGUCAACAAUCCAGUCUUUUCUGCGUCGACGGUAUUGUGACAACCUUGCUCUGCAGAUGUCUCCCCUUAUUUGUUAUCCUCUGCAUUAAGAUGAUUCUGAUGGCGAAAAGACACGCAGUGGCAGACACAACCGCUUAUUCACCUGCCCGGUAUGUGUCUGCAAUUGCGUGCUUCGAAGGGGUGAUUGAACAAGCAUUGAGGCUCGCUGAGGCCCAGGGGAAUGCGCCUGCUGUCGAAUGGUCGUCAAACGGGUCUUCGCUGCUGGUUUUGGAAGCAACUGAAGCCCGAAUGCAAGAAGUACGAGAGGGCAAGGCACUCCUACGUGGCAGCACAAAUCAGAAUGCUGCCAUUCGGUUCAGAGGUGAAGAAGCCAUUGAUGAUGGUGGAGUUGUGAAAGAAUUCUUCAUGCUGAUCAUGCGUGAGAUUUUGAAUCCAGCGUACGGUAUGUUCAAAGAAUAUCCUGAGUCACGGAUGUUAUGGUUCAACGAAAUUAACAUGGAAACCCCUGAAAUGUUCACCAUGGUGGGUGCACUAUGCGGACUGGCCAUCUACAAUUCUAUCAUCGUGGAUCUCACUUUCCCAACAGCUUUGUUUAAAAAGUUGUUGGAUGAGGAGCCUACAUUAGAUGACCUCAAGGAAUUAGACCCGGUGGUGGCUAAUUCAUUACAGCAAUUGCUGGAUUACGAAGAACCUGAUUUGGAAGAUACCUUCGCCCUCACAUUUGAGGUUAUUGUGGAUAAUUACGGUGCUGUAAAACACGUUCCCCUUAUUCCCUCCGGUGGCGACGUGGCGGUGACUCAGGAAAACAAGCACAAAUUCGUAGAGAAGUACGUUGACUACAAGUUCAACAGGAGUUGUAGCUCCGUUUUUGAAGCUUUCAAACGUGGUUUCUUUAACGUCUGCUCAGGAUACGUGAUAAAGAUGUUCCAGCCCAGUGAGCUGCACGUGAGUCCCUUUUGCGUGCCUGUCUUUGUUGAAUCCGCUAGUGUUGUUAUGUUGUCCGAACUGCGACAGUGUGCAUUGUGCUCAUCACCUGACGAAACAGUUGACUAUGAGAGCAUGGUGGUUGGUUCGGAGGAAAUCAACUGGCAGGAUCUGCGAAAGAACACGACCUACCAAGGCGAGUACUGGGACCAACAUCCGGUUAUUCAAUGGUUUUGGGAGGUGCUGCUGGACCAGUGCAACUUAAAAGAAAAGAAAAACUUCCUGCGGUUUCUGACCGGCUGCGAUCGCGUGCCCAUGGUGGGCCUCUCCGGCAUCAAGAUUACAAUCCAACCGAAUAACAGCGGGGACGCCUUUCUACCAGUAGCACACACCUGUCACAACAUCCUCGAUUUGCCCAAAUAUAGCAGUAAGGAGAUCUUAAAGGAGAAAUUUAUGCAGGCGAUUGAGAACACGGAAGGCUUCGGACUCGUUUAA
Molecule: messenger RNA, 3990 nt
Organism: Mesocestoides corti
Lineage: Eukaryota; Metazoa; Platyhelminthes; Cestoda; Cyclophyllidea; Mesocestoididae
Source: the annotation of a GenBank genome assembly